AAUGAUUCCUUUCGAACGAGAAAAAGGUCUCAUGGUACAGUUUCCCUCUCCCUCGAUCAGCCCUGCCCAAUCCCAUUGGGUGUAGUGGCACCGAAAAUUCGAUUGAUCCCCCUGCAAUCUACUGCAUAUAAAUACUGGGCCGAGUUUCGAAUUUUGUCAGAAGUCAGCAACUUGUUCACUCAAAAAGCAAAAUGGCAUUUCAGUUUGUAGUACUCGCAGCCUGUUUGGCAUUAGCCAGUGCUGGUGGUCCAGCGGCGUACAAUAUCGCAUCGUCUUCUGGCGACCUCAGCAGCAUCGGUUUCAGCCAGGAGUCCACGCAGAAGGGCUACGGCGGUCAGAACGUGAUCUCCUCCUACAGCAAGUCCGACGAUUCUGCACACUCGUUCGUCCGCGUGAGCAGCCAGAGCAUCAGCAACGACGGCUACUUGAACUACGCUCCUAUCGUGAAAGCUGGCUACGCAGCUCAGACUUACCUCGCCCCGACUGCGACACCUCUCAUCGCAAAGAGCUACGCCGCUCCGUACAGCUAUGGCUCACCCUUGUUGGCCAAAUCCUAUGCUCUCCCUUAUAACGCACCUCUGUUAGCCAAGAGCUACGCCGCACCAGCUCCCCUGAUCGCCAAGGCUGCCAUCGCCGCACCAGCUCCCCUGAUCGCCAAGGCUGCCAUCGCCGCACCAGCUCAACUCUACGCCAAAACCUACUCAGCUCCUCUUUUGCAAUCCGCACCAGCUGCUUCCUUCUUACACGCUGCACCGGCUGCUUCUCUCUUGACCAAGAGUUACGAAUACGCUGCCCAUUCUCCGGUCUACGCCAAGAGUGCCCUGCUCGCCCCGUCUGCGUACACCGCCUCCAUCGCCCCGGCUGCAUACACCGCCUCCAUCGCUCCGGCUGCAUACACCGCCUCCAUCGCCCCAGCUGCGUAUACUACCUCUAUCGCCCAGGCUCCACUUUUGACCAAGACAUACGCUGCUGCUCCCUCGGCUGCACUGUACUCCAAGGCUUACAGCUACGAAGCGGCCGCACCUGUUGUCCACACCGUCUUCAACGGUCUUGGCACCAGCUACGCUUGGUAAAUUCACGACUGCGCGUCUUAACCCUUUGAUUUCUUGUGCCAGGUGUUAAAUCUUGACUUCUCUGAAUUCUUCGAGUCUGAACAAGAUUUCAGUCUUCUGCGAGAUUUUGGAGAGUUGAAGAUUAUAAAGAACGUGCACCUUGUUACUUCGAUUAAGUUCGUCCACGUUAAAAUCUUGAAUGAACUUUAUUGAAGUAUUUAUUGAUGGUCGGAAUGAUCCAUCGUAGACUUAAGGGACAAUAAGACGAUCUUACUCGAUAUUUGUAGAUAAAUGUUUGAAUAAUUUCAUAAAAUCAGAGCAAUAAAAUUGGAUGCCAGAUGUACGAUCUGUACGAGUGUAGAAGUACACAAUAAAUGUGGCGUACAAUUAAGUAUAGGUGAUAUUAAUUGUAUUUAUACCAUUUAUUAUUCCACCAUCCAUCUUUCCUGCUCUAUAGUUAACAAAACAUUUUCUCGGCAUGAAACAAUUUAUUGUUUGUAAUAUUAAAUGAUAAAUAAAUUAAAAUGUUUACGAGGUAAAUAUACAUUUUUAAAUUAAAUGAUUGCCCUAUUACUUCGCUCUACCUAAUUGCACCUCGAAAAAAGCGGUAAACAAUGUAUCGGCUAGCUGUUAUGGAGAGAGUUUAUUUGCAAAAGAUAAUGAAUAAAUGAGGUUUCGAUUUGUUUUUCAUUAUUUCGUUUUAAAUUAGCACAUUCACCAUUUCCAUAAUAAUUGAUGCGAGGAAAAUCGUAUAUUAUUAAACACACGGGACAUUGCAUUCAUUAAUGAAAUCAAAUCACAAAUGCCAAUAAAAUUGCUCUAUAUUAUUCAUCGCAUAUGAAACAUAUUUAAAAGUUCUCGAGUAUCCGAUCUUUUUAAUGGCUAUUGUGAAAUCGUAUUCCAAUAGGAAAUGAUAACAAAAGACCGUGGAACAACAAUGAAAAACGUGCUCGAACUUUAUUGCGCUUUAUAAAAGAACUUUCGAUCGUGUACUAAUUGUAAGGCACUGUUAUUUUGAGGUCAGCAGCGUACAAUGAAUGAUGAUCGAUGAUCGACAUCGGAAUCGUAAUCUGGGUUCAAGUAAAUGUACGUACAAAUAUCUUUGUUUCUGGAAGAACUUCUGAACCCUUAGGCGUUCGAAAUCAU
Molecule: messenger RNA, 2198 nt
Organism: Ceratina calcarata
Lineage: Eukaryota; Metazoa; Arthropoda; Insecta; Hymenoptera; Apidae
Product: cuticle protein 21.3
Exons: 2
Coding region: 192-1073 (293 amino acids)
Source: RefSeq, a predicted model, not a curated record